Owenia fusiformis is the source of this 2228-nucleotide messenger RNA. NCBI's taxonomy places the organism in Eukaryota, Metazoa, Annelida, Polychaeta, Sabellida, Oweniidae. The record is from the annotation of a GenBank genome assembly.
AUACAACAUGUAAACAUGGGUCAUUCGUAUGAGUCUGUAUCCAUUGAUUCAUACGCCAUACUAAAUGAAUCAGCAGAGCAAGAGCGUUUAAAAGAGGACUGAUCUUUCAAACAUCAAACUACAUCGAAGAUAGUAAAACUGCUGCACGGCGUCUAAAUAAAGAGGAAAAUGUUACGAUUAUUGUCACAGUUGUGUUUAAUGUUCCUGUAUUGCGAAGCCAUCAAUAACCAUGCAAAAGUUGGAUUCGAAACACUAAUGACUGAAUUUACCAAUGCUUCUGUUACUAAAGUCAGCGGUGAAUUCCCCGAUUGGAUAAAUGGUCGCUUUAUCCGUCAAAUUGGGGGUUCAUUUGGUGACCUUGACAGUCCUAAUCCAAUGGAGAGAAUAGAGCAUUGGUUCGACGGUGUCGGAGGAGCUGGAAUGUAUCACAUCAAUGGCGGUGAUAUCAAGUUUACCAACAGAUUCUACGAUAGCAGGGGUUAUAACAUUUGGAAAAGUUACAACUAUGACUGGUCAAAAUCACAAGUUAGUUGGGCAACUCCUUUCUCUCCAUUUAACUUAACCAAGUUAAAGGAGAAUCAGAACAUGUUCCGAGAUAAACUGGACUCAAAUCCUCAAGUUAGUUUUUGGAAGCUUGGCGACAACAUUGAGGCCGUCACUGAAACCGUCCAAGGGAUGUUGCUUGAUAAAUAUACAAUGGAAAGCAAGGGAGGGUACGACUUUAAGGAGAGCCCUCCAUUAGGUCAACCAACGGGGAGUAUUUUAAUAAACAACCCAGCUCAUGAUAGGAUUGACAAGGAAACUGGAGAACUUUGGAGUGUUGCGGGGGCCAUCGUGCCUUUAACUCCUCGUGGAUUGGGAGGGCCCGCAGACUCAAAGCUUCUGCUUUACCAAGUUAUUAAUGAUACCAGGAUAGUCAAGGGAGAAAUCAACUUAGGAAACUUCUCCCUUGGUGAAUGUAACCCUGUUGCCAAGACACCGUACCCAGAUACAUCUAAGUUGAUGCCUUAUCUUCAUUCGUUUACAAUCACCAAGAAUUACAUUAUCAUACCAGGAACAUCUAUGCUUAUGGAUUACUGUGAAUUCUUCAUGUAUAGACCAGAGACUACUCCAACAUUCAAGAAAAUAUGGACUUUUAUGAAAGCUGUUAAAAGUAAAGUGUACGUUGUCGAUAAAUCAAACAUGAAGGUCGUUGCUUCUAUGGAGAUAGACCCAAUGUUUGUCACUCAUCAGCUGAAUGCCUAUGAAAAAGAUGGAAAGAUAAUGGCCGACAUGUUGAUCUACGACGACGAAAGAGUAUAUUAUGAUUUGAAAGUCCGAGAUCUUUACAAUGGGACAAAUUUUGUGACAGAUAUCGCAAGACUUGUCAUUGACACAAGCAACUGGAGUAUUACAAAGCAACAUCUGACAAAGGAUUAUCCUGUCAACGCCGAGUUCAGUCACGUGAAUAAUGCUUUCCAUGGGAGGGAAUACAAAUAUGCUUACAUUGUGAUGGAUGUGCUACAUGAGAAUUCAACCAUACUGAAGUUGAAUGUUGACACAAAGGAGGAGUUACGUUAUGACCCUGGUUUUGGCCUCAUGCCAUGGGAACCUAUUUUUAUUCCUAAACCUGGUGCCACAGUUGAGGACGAUGGAUUUCUCUUGCUCAAUGGAAUCAGCAUUCCUGAUAAUAAAACUUUCUUCGCAUUAAUUGACGCCAAGACAAUGAAAGAGACUGCUAGAGUCCUAGCACCCGCUCUUUUACCAGCUGGAAUUCACAAUAGAUUCUACGCUGAGCCAUCCAUUAUGCCUAGAAUGUCAACAACAGUCCCGACCACAGUGAAACCAGGAAAUGGCGUCACACGCAUAACACAGUCGUUCGUUUUAGCGACGCUUAUUGCUGUUAUUGCAAUAUGGCUUUAGACUACAUAUUCCAGUAAUAUUUAUAACUCUGGUUGGACUUACUCAUGGCGUCCUUCAGUGCGAAUGAUGCAGUCAUGCUGAUGCACGAAAACGUAAAUAAUCUUCAAAUAAUCAUUUUGUUAACCAACGUAUGUUUAUAGAAGUGGUCUGAAGUUUAAACGAAAAUGCUUUAAAAAUACGAUGAUGAAAACAACACGCAAUGUAGUUUAGGAAGACGUAAAUGAAGUAUAUGACAUUGCAAUUAUUCUAAGUAAAUGCUCUUAAAAGAAUGUUUAAAACGUUAGUUCAUAAAAGGAUUAAUAAAUGCUUCUUACCACAAAAUGUAC